Messenger RNA from Rasamsonia emersonii CBS 393.64, 1216 nucleotides. Its product is annotated as Calcium/calmodulin-dependent protein kinase. Gene Ontology annotation, biological process: protein phosphorylation. The annotation marks the transcript as partial. Gene Ontology annotation, molecular function: ATP binding; protein kinase activity. NCBI's taxonomy places the organism in Eukaryota, Fungi, Ascomycota, Eurotiomycetes, Eurotiales, Trichocomaceae. The record is from RefSeq and is a predicted model, not a curated record. The transcript is spliced from 4 exons.
AUGAUUGCUCAGCAAUCAGGUCUACAUUUGCAAGAGAACGAGAAAGCGGGAAAUGUCGCCGUCAAGGAUAUUCUGUGGGAUCGAGGGCAGUCCCGUGCCCCACAGCUCUAUCUCCCAGUUCCUCUGACCUCAUCGCGCCUUCGCCCUCGCUCCCCUCCAUCUCUGCCACUGCAGAAUUUCCUCUGGCAGCGCUCGUCGCCCUCUCUCUCCGCAUUCAUUGACGCCCGUUGCGCUGCUCUUGCGCCUCUUUGGUCCGGGUGGACGCCCUUUGCCCCUCUCCUCCGCCCGCCCUUCUCGACCGGUCAUCCGCGUCCGAGGGAAAGCAUCCGGCCAGACUCUCUUCUGCCACGCCGCAAAAUCCAUUCCAGCUUCAUUGACUUUCUGUUCGGGGUGGUCUCUGGCCAGUCCUUAUCUGGCAUCAUUACUACCUUCAUUGACACCUGUCUACAGUCUUUUCCCUCCCGUCUAACGAAUCUCGCGGUUGUGACCCAUUGGACCAGCACUGCGUCAUUGGGGGCACCUGUUGCUCCAUUUCGACUGACGGCCCUGUCAGCCUGCGCUACUGUCCUCGAUUACUCGAAAACCCGCCGCAGUCCACGACUAGAGGAUCAAAACCUCAAGAACUUCAUCCGGCACGGGAAACAGGCCCGCUUGGUGACGCCGCAUGCGGAACCGACCACCGAUGUCACUGCCGUCCACGCACAGCAACAACGCCAGCCUCAAGGACAGUACACCAACAACCUGGAUGCCAUCGACAACCGGCAUGGAAAUAAUCAGCCUGCAGCCCAGAAAGCCCCCGAGUCGCAUACCAAGCCGCAUACCACCAAGGUCUCGCGGGCCGACAUCGAACGGCUCGUGGCCGAGGAAAAGCAGAGCAAAGCCAAGAUGCCAAAAUACCCCGGUUUAGAGCGUUGGACCCUCCUCGAAAAGAUGGGCGAUGGCGCCUUCAGCAAUGUCUAUCGUGCCAGGGACAAUACCGGCCAGAUGGGCGAGGUCGCGAUCAAAGUCGUCCGGAAAUACGAAAUGAACAGCAAUCAGCGGGCGAACAUCCUGAAAGAAGUGCAGAUUAUGCGCCAACUCGACCAUCCCAACAUCGUCAAGCUUCUAGACUUUUCCGAAUCCCGGCAAUACUACUACAUCAUUCUCGAGCUCUGCCCUGGUGGUGAGCUGUUCCACCAGAUCGUCAGGCUGACCUACUUCAGUGAAGAUCUCAGCC